Messenger RNA from Stylonychia lemnae, 5298 nucleotides. Lineage: Eukaryota; Ciliophora; Spirotrichea; Sporadotrichida; Oxytrichidae. The record is from the annotation of a GenBank genome assembly.
AUGAAUCCUUUCUAGGAAGAUUUAAUACCAUUUGACAAUUUGAUUGAAGAUUACAAGAAUCAACAUAAUAAGGGACUCAAGACUCUUUACUCUAAACAUUUGUUUACCUGCUUUAAUCCUCAAAAUCAAAAUUAGGUUAUCACACUUAACUAUAAUCACUACCCGAAGGAUACUAACUAUAAAUCAUUAAAGCCCAAACCAGCUGAAGACAAGGACAAAGAAAAAGAAAAAAACCCUCAACCAUCAGAAGAACAAAAUGAAAAAUCCUAGAAUUCAGGAUAAAAUUCAUAUUAAUCAGAAUAAGAAAAUAAAAGAAUACUCAGAGAAUCAGCUAAUUCUGACAUAGGUUGUUUAGUAGAUCACACUCUCAAUGAAGAUGGAAUAGUUCUAAAAAGAAACAAGGAUUUUCAACAUUUUUUGGAAUUCGAGAUAGACCCAAGCGAACCGAAAUACUCCUAUUCUGUAUCAAUUUGGGAGUACAAUGAUAAAAUUCAUUCUACAAAGUUGAGAGAAUUUUGUUUUAACGGAUCACCAUAUGGAUUAAAUAACCAACCGAUUUCAAAUUCAGCUCUUAUAUUUGGGUCAUAAUACUUGUAUGUUUGCUAAAAUGGAACUCAUAAUUUCUUUGACAUAAAUACUUGGGAUAUUGUAUGGAGCUUUGAUUUGUCUAAGAAUGUCUCUUCAUUAGAAACGUUACACUUUUAAAGCGGUGAUUCAGAAAAUUAAUCUGUAUACAUCAUUAGUGAUAUAGAUAAGAACAAGAUAAAUCAAGUUUAUAAAGUUUAAUUCAAGGAAAAAAUUAACAACUUAAUAAAUGAAAACAAUAUAUAUUCAACUCUAGAUAACCAAUAAUUAAAAGAAGAAUCAUCACUUGUAUUCAACAAAAACCUCUCAUUUUACGCAAUCAUAAACAGAGAUUAUGCUUGUUUUUAUGAAAUUAAGGAUUAGAAAUCAGUAAAGAUAGAAGACACUGAAAGUAAAAAUUGGAGCUAUUGCCUCGGGAAAAAAUCAAUAAUCAAUUUAGAACUUCAUCCUAAGUCAUACAGAAAAGGAGAUGUUAUACUUGAUUAAGAAAGUUUCAGAGUGAAUACUUCUCAGGUAGCAUAUCCUUAUGUUGCCAUGUAAAAAGGAAAUCAUCUUUUAAUUAUGUAAAAUUGCAUGAAGCCAGACGAAAUCUUUUGGAUGAAAUUUAAGCAUGAUAAAGAUGAUAAAGUUGAAGAGGGGGGUUUCUUCUCCCUUCGGUUGGGGAACACUUAUGUUUUUGAUCAUAGCUAUUUUCUAUGCUCUGAUAAACUUAGCAUGAGAAAUAUAAAUUAUUUUGUCUCUGAAGAUACUCCUUAUUUAUUGAUUUAUCAAUCCUUAGAUAGGCUUACAAUCUAAGGACUCGAUCCUGAAAAGCAUCCUAACUAUGUUCCUACAGUUUUUGAAAAAAUUCAUCCGAAAGUACCUUUCUUGAUGAAAAAAUUUACGGUUCCAGUUAAUGGUUCCAACCAAAAAUACAGAGAAUACAAUAAUUUUUUGUUUAUACAAGAGAUUGAUGAAAAAUUAGCUCUAAUAAGGGGGGUUGUAAAAAAAGUAGAUGAUAAAUUGUUUUGUGUGUAAACUAUUGAUGCGAGAGAACCUGAAAAAAUAUCUUCGAUGGAUAUCAAUGAAGCUAAAUUAUAUUUGUUUUACACAACAGGCGAAGUUGACAUUUACGAACUUACUCUUGAUGAAGCAAAAUUUGAGAGGACAAUAAGUAAACUUGAGUUAAGCCUUGAUAAUCAAAGUCUAUGCAAAUAAAGACUUGUCUUAUCUGAAAACUGCUUGCUUGAAGGAAAUAAGAUUUUCCAAAAUCCAUUCAACAGUCAAUAAUUGAUUUAAGAAGAUUAUCAUUCAGUUGAAUUAUUUACUUAGCAGUAACACUCUAAAAUUUAAAAGAAGUUUAAGCCUAAACAGGUAUUGGCCCAGGAUGAAAUUAAAAAGUUAUUUGUCUUUGGUAAUUUCAAAGGCAUAAAACAAUUUUAAGAUUAUGAAAAUCCGAUAUUAAAAAUUGAUAGAGAACUUAAGAAGUCGCAAACAAAACCUAACUCUAUAAAUCAAGAAAACGAAGAUAACCUUAAAAAUUCUAAAUGGAGACAUGAUAAUUCUGCACUUUUAGUGAAUACUUUUGAUGGUUUGCUCUCUAUGGAAAAGGGUCAUUUGGGAUCAUUUUAAAAUAAUUAAAUAACACCGUAUGAUAAAUAUGCCAGUAUUCGACCAAGAAUAGUUAUUAUUCCAAAUCCAAUAUCAAGAAACUUAUAUUAUGAGACAGGUACUUAUUUCAACGAUUUUGAUUGCACUUAUAUUGAUGAUAACUUUAUAAUGACUAAGAAAUAUUUUGAAGAUGGUGUCAAUAUAAUACACAAAUUCCUUUCUUUUGAAUACAAACUUCAUCUCAACUAUGAUUACAUUCAUUACUAAACAAAGCAAGAGAUGGUAGGACCAUUUAAAAGUAAAAUUAAGAUGUUUAAAUUAUCAGAAAACAUGCAAUAUAUGCUAUUUUCGAAUAUCAAUUGUAUAGAUACCUAAGUGGAAAGUUCAGAAAAGAUUAUGUUACUUUACAAAAUUGAAUAAUCACAAACAUUCAAAGUACCCACUUUGAGACUAGUCUAUAACUUUUAGAAAACUCAUAUGCUUAUUGGCUACUAUAAUUAUAGGAAUGUUAAUUUCCUGAGUUAACCAGUUGUUACAGAUAAUGGAGAUUAUGUAUUUAUACAUACAAUAGGCAGUGAAAGAGAUUAUAUAGAUAAAGAAAUAGUCAAAUAGCUUUUUAUUAAGAAUAAUGAGCCAUAUGACAAAUCUGUUCUUGAAAGAUUUGAUCUAGUUGAGAGCAAAUUAAAAAAUAACGAGCUGUUGCCUGUUAAAAAUUACUAAAUAGUUGGAGAUAUGCUAUUUAUUAUUGAAGAUCAUAUAAUUGAAUAUGCUAAAUUGUUUCCUAGUGCAUAGGAGAGAACAAAAAGGGCAUAAAGAAUUAAUCUAAGUCCAAGCUUUGAAAUGAAGGUAAGAAGAAUAACUGCAACAUCAAAUUAAAAUGCAAUUCAAAUAGUAUUUACAGAUGAUAAAUAAGGGCUUUCAAUAGUAACUUGGGAUUUGAAGCUGAAUAGAGAAAUAAAAUCUUUUAAUUUGGUAAUUCCUGAUGAUCCUGUGAUUUCAAAAUAUUUAUAAGAGAAUUGUUAAAUAUGGGUAGACUUUAUGUUUAGAGGAACUGGAAAGAACUAAAAUAACUAUUUUUUGACUCCAGAUAACUAUAUCUACGAUUUAACUUUCGGACUUCCGAUUUCUUAGUUAAAAAAUUAUCCUUAUUAGAACAAAUUAAGUAUGUCUACUAACUUUGCAUACUUAACAGAAGAUUGCAUGAUUUUCUUAACUCCUGGAAAUUUAAUCCAUCAGUAUUCUCUUUAUGAUUUGUUCUUUAUGAGAAAUAAAGUUUAAAACCCUAAAGCUAUUGAGUUUAUGAGAGUUUAAAAUAUGGACUUGGAUACAUUUAACAGAAGAUACCCAGUUGCGAAGAAUAUUUUCCACUAAUUUUCACUCAACUCACAUUUUCUAUCCUUAGUUCAAGAAAAGUUGAGGCUGGAGUAAUAAGAUGAUAAUCACAAAAAUCUUUCUAUGCUUCUAUAUAUUUUGUCUCCAAAUGAUUUUAAAGUAACUCCUUUCGAUCAUGCAGUGAAAGCACUGAGUUCAAGAAAUGUAGAACUAAUGCUUUCUAUGGUGUCUUCAUCAUAAAUUCAAAAUACCUCAAAUUACUUGAAAUAGCAUUUUUCCUCAUUAAUAUCAAUGGAUAUAGAGGCUUUUGUUCAAUAUCUUGAAGAUGCAUUGUCAUUUCCAAUUAGAAUGAAUCAAGGAUAGAAUGUUUAUUGGGAUACUGAUGAAUCACAGAAAUAUUUUGCUACAAAUUCUAACUUUAUAAGUUAAAAAUAAUUGCUAGACCCUUAAUUACAUGAGCAUAAUUUUAAACCUCAAAGUAAUAUUAAGGAUAAAAAAAUUGAUCAAGCUAUUCCAAAACAAGCUAAGAGAGCAGUAAGCAAAGAUUUUAAUCCAAAUCAACUUGAAUGGUAUUAGGAUAUUCCAAAGAAUACAAUUGUAUCUUAAUCUAAGCUUGCAAGAGCCGAAGUAAAGCUACUAUCAUUUGAUUGGAUACUUGACAAUACUCAAGCCCUCAAUUUCUUUACAAUCCUAGCCAAUUCUGGAAAUAGCAAUCUUUUCACUAUUCAAAGCAUAAAAGUUAUUGUACUUUAUUACUGGUAAAACUUUUUUUAUCAAAUUAGAAACAAGGUGUUCUUCCCUUUUAUUGCUUAUCUUGUAUUUUUCCAGGUUUAUGCAACUUAUAUUUAUGAGAAAAAUCAAGAGAGAAUUGAGCAAAAUAAGAUAGAUUCAGCAGGAACCUCAAAAGAGGGUCUUGCUUAUUUUUACGAGCUUGAUAAGUUUUUCAUUGCUAUGAUUAUAAGUUUUAUUUGCUAUUUUGGUUUCUUAGAGGUGAACUAAAUAUAUAUGAUGAGAGCCAGUUAUUUCAACUCAAUCUGGAGUUUGUUUGAUUUGAUAUCAAUAAAUCUGAACAUAGCUUAUAUUGGAUGUUGUAUUGCUGAUAUUUAACCUACUAAGUUGAGACCUUUAGCAGCAAUAGCUGUAUUGUUUAUGUGGAUUAAAUUCUUUUACUUUUUAAGAAUAUUCAGAUCAACAUCUUCACUAAUUAGAAUGAUAAUGGAAAUUUGCAAAGAUAUGGCAGCUUUCUCGCUUAUUUUAUUAAUUGCUAUGGUGGGAUUUGCAAAUGUGCUUUAUAUUUUAGCAAUAAAUGUAGUUUCAGUAGGAGAAGGAGAGGAACUUUUUACUGGAUCUAAUUUCUUACUUGCUAUAAUAUAUUCAUUUAGGUUAGGAUUGGGCGAUUUUAGUACUGAAGGAUUUGGAGAAACAUAUGAUUAAAUUAUAUGGAUAGUAUUUUUAUUGGAAGCAAUGCUAAUUCAAAUUGUUUUGCUUAAUCUUUUGAUUGCUAUUAUGGGAGAUACUUUUUCAAAGGUAACAGAAAUUUAAGAGUAACUUAAAUUGGAGGAAAUUUGUAAGAUAAUAGUUGAUAACAGACAUAUAAUAACUCCAUCAAAGGAAUUGAGUAACGGUAGAUAUAUUGCUGUUGCUACUCUUGAGACUAUUGCAAAUUAACAAGGUGCAUAAUGGGAAGGUCAAGUUAGUGCCUUAAAGUAUCACAUCUAGAAUGAAGAGAAAAAAAUAAUCAAAUACUUUAAGACUCUAAUAAGCGGAAUUAAAAUCAAAAGCGUUAAAUGA